Messenger RNA from Mytilinidion resinicola, 1934 nucleotides. RefSeq lists its product as uncharacterized. Gene Ontology annotation, molecular function: G-rich strand telomeric DNA binding; telomerase inhibitor activity. NCBI's taxonomy places the organism in Eukaryota, Fungi, Ascomycota, Dothideomycetes, Mytilinidiales, Mytilinidiaceae. The record is from RefSeq and is a predicted model, not a curated record. The coding region runs from base 7 to 1614 and encodes 535 amino acids. Gene Ontology annotation, cellular component: nuclear telomere cap complex. Gene Ontology annotation, biological process: telomere capping; regulation of telomere maintenance via telomerase. The transcript is spliced from 3 exons.
CGGCAAAUGACGGUCGGCACGAAGUUUGGCUUGGUUGGGAUGGUAUCCAGGGGACCGGAUGUUGCAAUAUUCUACUUCGACGAAGCCGCGAUCCCCGCUCCGGCAUUCAAGGCACCCAUUGAAUGCGGUGGGUCGAUGCCGCACAAAGCCGUGGCUGGUAGAGCUCCCACCAUGGAAGAGCAGCUUUAUAUUAUCGGACUGAAGGAUGCCAUGUCUACCCUCCCCUCCUCCGCCGCGCCGAGCCUCAACCUGGCCGAUCUGACGUCGACUCUGCCAGCAGCGCCAAAGCCAAAGCCUAUGGGCUCUGGUGGCACCGCCAAUAGCCUCAGGUUCUCGCUUAUAAAAGACCUGGGUACGGACGGAUUCCGCGACAUAUUAGGAGAACUUGUCAAGAUGUUCGAAACGCUAGACAACAGCGCAGUGGAUCUCUAUAUCAGCGAUUAUACCGAGAACAACCUACUAUAUCGUUAUCCCGAACCGACCGAACUAGGAGAAGAUAGCAGCCGCGAUGGAGAUGCCUUCGGGUAUACAGAUCGUCUGAAGCGACAGUGGCAGGGUCCCUUUGGAUAUCACACAAUGUCGGUCCGGGCUUACCCACCGCACUCUAGCUGGGCUCGGGACAAUCUCAACGAAGGCGACAUCGUCCUCCUGCGAAACGUCCGUCUCAAGACGAGCCGGAAUGGCUUCCUCGAAGGGAAUCUUCACCCAGACCAAAAGCGCCCCGAACAGGUCGACAUCCGCAAGCCUUACCGAGACGAUGCACGAGUCCAGGCAGUCAGACAGCGGAGAUCUGAGUACGAAAAGCAGCGUGAGACAUCUGCAGCACAGCAGAAAACCACAGAGGAACCUACGCUAUCAAAGAAGGCCAAGAAGAAGCUCAGCAAGCGUUUGAGGGAGGAAGCGGCGAAGGGGAAGGCUCUUGAUUUGGAGGCUGCAACAGCUGGGUUUGUGAUAGUCUCAAACGCGGAGACAUCUGGGCUUGAAUCAAAGGCCGUGGCAACAGGGUCAUCGCUGAACACACACAUACGCUGCAAGUACCCCGAUGUGCAGCUCAGCACCCUCCACGACCUCAUAAACACCGACCGUACCAACAAGAGUCCAGGCGGAGUCACCUACACACUGCCCUUCAUCAACCAAAAGCGGCGCGUGAGGGUCCGCGUCAAGGACUUCGACCCCCCAAAGAUCGAGGACUUCUGCUGCAGCAACGAUGACCCCGCGUACAACCCUGGCGGGCGCAAGAAGGGCCAGGCGCCGUGGGAAUUCUGCUUCCUUCUGCUACUUGAGGACGCGUCGGUCCCCAAAGAGCUCAACCCAAACCCGGCGCAACUGCCGGUCUAUGUGGCGCAGGACCGCGCGGAGUAUCUGCUGGACAUGAAGGCUUACGACUUCAAGAACGGCAACCACACCAAGAAGGCCCUCGCCAAGUUAAGGGAGAAGUUGUUCAUCCUCUGGGGGGACCUUGAGGAGAAGAAGGACCCGAAGACGGAGCAGGUCGUGGGCGAGGUGACGAACAUGCCCUUUGAGUGCAUCAUUGCGGAGUACGGCAUUCCGCAGAAUGCUGGAACUAAGGAGAAAGUCCAGAAGUUCGCCAUAAUGGACACUCGCAUUAUGUGAGGAAGAUUGGGCGGAAGGGGGGUACCUGGGGUCUGGGGCUUCGGUGGAAAAGUUGGUUUGAUUGAGCACGGAAUGGGUGAUUCUUUUGGCGGAAGCGGGUGCUGCAAUCUGGGCUUUCGGUGGAAAAGUGAGUCUUAAUGAGCACGGAGUGGUUGGUUCUUUAGGCGGAAAUGGGUUCUAAGGCUUAGGCUUUCGGGACUCAAAGGUUAGGCUGCGUGGGCACGAAAUGGGUGCUUCUUGGGACGGAACUGGGUAUUGCUUUCUGGCCUUUUGGUAGUUAAAAGUUAGGCGAAAUGGGCACGAAAUGGGUGAUUCUCAUC